GAAGAAGCGGGGCCUGACCUGACCCGGCCUUUCCGCAGCACCCCGAGGGCCGGCCGGCGGGAGGACGGGGCUUCUCGCUGUGACGUGCCGAGAGGUCCAGAUGGAGGAGCGCGGAGACGGGAGCUCCGAAUCUUCGGAACCGGGAGGAUUGGGGAUCAUGGAGGCAGAUUGGGCCGAGGUGCCCGAGAAGAGAGCUACGUCUUUCCAGGAUUCUUUCUAUUCCCAAGAGAAGAGCACAGAAAAGGGAGAAGUGGCAGCUCUCCACCUCACAGCCAGAUCCCAGGCGUCCGUGACAUUCAAGGAUGUGGCCAUGGACUUUACCCCCGAGGAGUGGGGGAAGCUGGAUCCUGCACAGAGGGACGUGAUGCUGGAGAACUAUAGGAACCUGGUCUCGCUCUGCAUGAACACUUGUGUUUUCCAGUGCAUAGAAACUCCUUACCAGGCCCAGAUUCCUGCAGAUGUUUUAAGCUUCAUGUGGAGGUCCAUCUUCCCUCACUCCAGAUCUUCCUGGCUUCCAGUUUCCAAGCCUGAGAACUACAAUUUGGAGAAUGGAAAGGAAACAUUGAUGCUUGAGAGAAAAGUCCCCAGAAGCAGCUAUUCAGCUCAAGACAGGACUCUUCAGUGACACCAUCUCUGCACCUCACCGGCCCUCCUGAAGCUCCCUCCCCGUGAGCU
Messenger RNA from Myotis daubentonii (Daubenton's bat), 675 nucleotides. RefSeq names its product zinc finger protein 286A-like. The record is from RefSeq and is a predicted model, not a curated record. Gene Ontology annotation, biological process: regulation of DNA-templated transcription. Lineage: Eukaryota; Metazoa; Chordata; Mammalia; Chiroptera; Vespertilionidae.